ACAGGUUUGAAAAUUUGGAGAACAUUUCAGAUAGAAAUGAACUUCAAGUUGCUCUGGCUCCUGGCCAUUGUCCUGGUCUUAGGAUUUGCCAGUUUCGCAGAUGCCAGGGGUGGCCGAGGUGGUGGAGGUGGCCGAGGUGGUGGAGGUGGCCGAGGUGGUGGAGGUGGCCGUGGGGGCAAAGGACAAAAAGGCAGCUGUAAUGUACCUCCUGCUCGGAGAAGAGACUGUGGAUGGCCUGGAAUAUCUAGAAGUACAUGUUUAAAACGAAACUGCUGUUUCAGCAAUGCUAUCAAGAAUUCAAAAUGGUGUUUCUACCCAAAUUAGAACGAAAUGAAGUCACAGACCAGGAACGUCCGACAAUGGCAUCCCUCCAUGACAAAAAGAGAAAACAAAACGCGAGCAUAGCAGUUGCUUUCUACAUUUCCUGCUCUCCACCCCGAUUUCCUGCUUCUUUACUUGCCAGGGCGGUCAAUCCAUAUCUGUCUGCACACAACAACAGCGAAUCCUCUGCCCCAAAAGCUAUAAACAUAACUGAUUUGUCUCAGCUCCAUAGCAUUUUUAUUGCCAACCUUGGCUAUUACUCUUAAGAAUGUAGAAAUGCAUUUUAUUCCCCCUGUUUGCAUUAUUUUUAUGAAACUUGCUUGCACAUUCAGCAUAUUAAAGCAUUGCAAAAAAUGA
Molecule: messenger RNA, 678 nt
Organism: Lacerta agilis (Sand lizard)
Lineage: Eukaryota; Metazoa; Chordata; Lepidosauria; Squamata; Lacertidae
Product: trefoil factor 3-like
Exons: 3
Coding region: 37-324 (95 amino acids)
Source: RefSeq, a predicted model, not a curated record